Molecule: messenger RNA, 9031 nt
Organism: Oryzias latipes (Japanese medaka)
Lineage: Eukaryota; Metazoa; Chordata; Actinopteri; Beloniformes; Adrianichthyidae
Gene: myo10l1
Product: myosin X, like 1
Biological process (GO): axon extension; signal transduction
Cellular component (GO): axonal growth cone; cytoskeleton; myosin complex
Molecular function (GO): protein binding; cytoskeletal motor activity; ATP binding
Source: RefSeq, a predicted model, not a curated record
UAAAAAUCCCCCCUGCCUCUGGACUGGUUCCCUCUCAGACCCACGCACUCUACUCACACGCAUGCAUCCACACACAGAACAACACGCACACAAAAACCACUACGACCAAAUUCUGGGCCAUUCAACAGCAGCGGACCUGGACAGCCGCGCACACAUCCUCGACGGAUCCCCGGCGUGGACAAUUUUGAAUCUCCACAUCAGCCUCUGUGGAUUUCUGUCCGCGGGUUAUCUUAGAGCACGCUGCUUUGGCGGUGAUGAGGUGUGUUUGUGUAACUCAGAAAAUCCUGAUUCAUUGAAUGGAAAGCAGGAGCACUGAGACACCGCCACGUUUCCCACAUCUUGCUCACCUUCUCAUCGGUGAGGUUUGCGCAGCCGAGCCGGUGUCUGCGCUCUGCCGGGCCGGGCGCGCGUCAUCAGGGAGGACCAAGGAUGGAAUCAUUUUUCGCAGAGGGUACCCGUGUUUGGGUCAGAGAGAAGGAGCAGUUUCUUCCUGCAACUGUGAACUCCUGUGGAGAUGGAACGCUUGUGGUCACCACUGAUUAUGGAGAGGUGCUUUACCUGCAGCAGGCCGAGGUCACCAGGGAGCAGGUGUACGCCAUGCACCAGACCAGCAUCGAUGGAGUGGAGGACAUGUCAGCACUGGCUGAACUGCACGAGGCUGCCAUCAUGCACAACCUUUACAAGCGAUACCAGGAUGAUAAUAUCUAUACCAAUAUCGGCAGCAUCCUGGCAGCUGUGAACCCAUACAAACAGGUCCCAGGUCUCUAUGAUCUCGACAGGGUGGAGCUUUACUCUAAACACCACCUUGGUGAACUCCCUCCACAUAUUUUUGCUGUGGCCAACGAAUGUUAUCGUUGCAUCUGGAAAAGGCAUGACAACCAGUGUGUCCUCAUCAGUGGUGAGUCAGGGGCGGGGAAGACAGAGAGCACCAAGUUGCUGCUGCAGUUUUUGUCGGUCAUGAGCCAGAACUCUGCUGGGACUCCUCCGUCAGAGAAAACCACACGCGUGGAGCAGGCCAUUGUCCAGAGCAGUCCAAUCAUGGAGGCUUUUGGUAACGCCAAAACUGUUUACAACAACAACUCCAGUCGCUUUGGGAAAUUCAUCCAACUUCACUUCUCUGAGAGCGGAAACAUCCAAGGAGGCUGUGUUGUGGAUUAUUUACUGGAAAAGAAUCGUGUAGUGAGGCAAAACCCUGGCGAGCGAAACUACCACAUCUUCUACGCUCUGCUGGCAGGAGCCUCCAAGGAACACAAAAGUCUCUACUUCCUGGAAGAUUCUGCAGAAGCGUUUCACUACCUCAGCCAAUCAGGGUGUCUGCAGGAUAAGAGCCUGAAUGACAAAGAACUGUACAAUAUGGUUAUGGAGGCACUGAAUGUUUUAGAGUUUACAGAAGAGGAGAUCAGAGACAUGUUCAAGCUGCUGUCUGGGGUCCUACAGCUCGGCAACAUUGAGUUCAUGACUGCAGGAGGAGCCCAGAUCACCACCAAACAAGUUGUCACUAAUGCUAGCGAGCUGUUGGGUCUGGACGCCUUCCAGCUGAAUGAAGUUCUGACUCAGCGCUCCAUAAUCCUCAGAGGAGAAGAAAUCUGCUCCCCUCUCACGAUCGAGCAGGCCAUUGACUCCAGGGACUCUGUGGCCAUGGCACUAUAUUCCCAGUGUUUCUCAUGGAUCAUCUUAAAGAUAAAUCAGAAGAUCAAAGGAAAGGAAAACUUCAAAUCCAUCGGCAUUCUUGAUAUCUUUGGAUUUGAGAAUUUUGAGGUGAAUCGAUUUGAACAGUUUAACAUCAACUACGCCAAUGAGAAACUUCAGGAAUAUUUCAACAAGCAUAUCUUCUCCUUGGAGCAGCUGGAGUACAACAGGGAAGGUGUUCAGUGGGAUGCAAUUGACUGGAUGGACAACGCUGAGUGUCUUGAUCUGAUAGAGAAGAAACUGGGCUUGUUGGCUUUGGUGAAUGAAGAAAGCAGAUUCCCUAAAGGAACAGACUUCACUCUGCUGGAGAAGCUGCACAGUCGACACUCUACAAACCCCUAUUAUGUGAAGCCCAGAGUUGCGGAUCAUCAGUUUGGUAUAAAGCAUUAUGCAGGAGAGGUCCUGUACAAUGCCAGAGGAAUCCUGGAGAAGAACAGGGACACUUUCAGAGAUGACAUCCUGAACAUGCUGAAGGACAGCAGAUUGGACUUCAUCUAUGACCUGUUUGAGAAAGUUGGCAGUCGGAACAACGAGGAGAAGAUGGGAACUGCCAGACGCAAACCCACAGUCAGCUCCCAGUUCAGGGACUCUCUUCAUGCUCUCAUGGCAACUCUAAGUGCAUCCAACCCUUUUUUCAUCCGCUGCAUUAAACCCAACAUGGAAAAGAAUCCAAAUGUAUUUGACCCAGAAAUCGUCCUAAACCAGCUGAGAUAUUCUGGGAUGUUGGAGACAGUGAAGAUCCGUCGUGCUGGCUUUCCCGUUCGCAGAACUUUCAAAGAUUUCUUCUCACGAUAUAAGAUCAUUCUGAAAGACAAAGUUCCCACAGUGGGAGAUGACAAGAAAAGAACCACAGAUUUAUUACUCAAAUACGAUAAGACAAAGAAAGAGUGGCAGUUGGGGAAGACUAAGGUGUUUAUGAAAGAAUCUUUGGAGCAGCGACUAGAGAAGGACAGGGAUGAAGUCCGGCGACAGGCUGCCAUGAUAAUCCGAGCCCACUUGCUGACUUUUUCUGCAAAGAAGCAUUUCAAGCAGGUACGCGCCGCUGUCAUCACCCUGCAGAAACACCUGCGGAGGCACAUCCAACGCAGACGGUUUGUGAAGCAGCGGAAGGCGGUGUUGGUGCUGCAGAAGCACAGACGAGGUCAAGUGGCCCGUUCCCGUGUCAGAAAACUGAGAGAGGAGAAGAAAAAGAAGGAGGAAGAGCAGAAGAAGAAAGAGGAGGAGAUUAAAAAGACGGGCGAAGCGAAACAAGAGGAAGCAAAAGACGAUGCAGAGAAAACAGAAGACACAUCAGAUGAUCAAGUUCGUCAGAUGGAGGAGAUCCUUCAGCUUGAGAGGGAGAUUGAGCGCUUGCAGAAGAAGCGAGAGGACGAGGUGUCGCAGCUCUGCGAGUCCUCCAAGCAGGAGCUGCAGCUGCGCCGAGAUGCCGAGCUCAAACGGAUGAAGAAGGAGGCCUCCCGUAAAGCCACAGAACUCAUCGACCUCCUGAACUUCGGAGGUGUGGAUCCAUCUCUGGGAGCUGCUGAGGCAAAGCCUGCUGCAGAGAAUAGCCCCAAAAAAGCGAGCGCAGCUGCAGGCGCAUCCAAGGAGGAGGAAGUGGACGAAGGCUUUCAUGCUGAGGAGGAGUGCAUUCCUUUACCUGACUUUCCUCCUCCCGCCGAGUCUGAUGUGCCGAUUGAUCAGGACAUAUUUGCUCACCUCCCUCCUCCUCCACCUGCUUUUGCAGAGGGAACAGUACCCCCUGCACCCCCUCCGCCUCCAGCUCUCCCCACAGAUGGCACACCAGAUGGGAUCCCUCCUCCUCCUUUACCUCCACCUGGAGAUGGUGCUGCUGUCCCACCUCCUGCAGGCCCACCACCCCCCGGAGAAGAAAAGCAGAAAGAAGCAGCAAAGUCAGAGACAGAAAGGAAAGUGAGCAUGGUGGACAGCCUGGUGGAUGGAGAGGAGCCGAUCUACAGCAUGCCGGCUGACACAGAGUCAGACUACGACCAGGAGGAGGAAGAGGGGUCAGUCACCGCCGGAGACGACAGUUCUGUCUCUGGAAGCAACCGUGGGAGCACGGCGGUGACGGACGAGGAGCACCCGAGGAAGUCAACCUGCACCAACGCCAGCAUUGAGUCGUACAGAGGGAGCUCUGACUCUUACGCGGACAGCGACGAUGAACAUGAUGGUCUGAUGGACACAGAUGAAGAAGUGACAAACGGUAGAGUGACUUUGCUUAACGGAAACGGGCCGCCAUAUUUCCACGGCUACCUUUACAUGAAAGCUGGCCUGAUGAUCCCGUGGAGGAGGCGUUGGUGCGUGCUCAAGGAUGAGACUUUCAUGUGGUUCCGGUCCAAACAAGAGUCUCUGAAGUCUGGCUGGCUCUACAAGAAAGGAGGAGGGCUCUCCACUUUGUCACGGAGGUUGAACUGGAAGAUGCGCUGGUUUGUACUCAGGGACAGCAAGCUGAUGUAUUACGAGAACGACAGUGAGGAGAAGCUUAAAGGGACCAUCGACAUCAAAGCAGCCAAGGAGAUUGUAGAUAACCACGAGAAGGAGAAUGCUCUGAACAUUGUGACAGAUGAGAGGACGUAUCAGGUGUUUGCCGAGUCGCCAGAAGACGCCAGUGGGUGGUUUAAAGUGCUUAGCAAGGUUCGAGUGUGCACUCCUGAGCAGCUACUGGACAUGUCCCAUGAGCAAGCCAACCCCAAAAAUGCUGUGGGAACUCUGGAUGUGGGAUUGAUUGACUCCGUUUGUGCGUCAGACAAUCCAGACCGGCCCAAUUCUUUUGUCAUCAUCACGGCCAACCGUGUGAUCCACUGCAACAGCGACACGCCUGAGGAGAUGCAUCAUUGGAUCAGUCUGUUGCAGAAACCCAAAGGAGACGCUCGGGUUGACGGCCAAGAGUUCCUAGUUAGAGGCUGGCUCCAAAAAGAGAUGAAGACCAACUCUAAAAGCACGUCCCUGAAGCUGAAGAAACGCUGGUUCGUCUUGACCCACAACUCCCUGGAUUACUACAAGAGCUCUGAGCGAAACUCCUCAAAGAUGGGAACCCUGGUGCUUAAUUCCCUCUGCUCUGUCAUUCAGCCGGAUGAGCGAGUCCACAGAGAAACAGGCUACUGGAACAUCAUAGUGUAUGGCAGGAAGCAUUCCUACCGCCUUUAUACUAAGAUGCUGAAUGAGGCCAUGAGGUGGACAGCUGCAAUACAGGGGGUCAUCGACAGCAAGACCCCGAUAGAAACUCCCACUUUGCAACUCAUCAGAGACAUUAAGGAGAACAGUGUGAACCCAGAAAUAGUGGAGCAGAUGUACAGGAGGAACCCCAUCCUCAGAUACACCCAGCAUCCUCUGCACUCCCCUCUUCUGCCGCUUCCUUAUGGAGAGGUCACCAGCUUGCAAAGGCAACAGGGCUAUGCCAGCCUGCAGGACGAGGCGGUGAGAGUUUUCAACUCACUGCAGGAGAUGGAGACGCUGGCAGACACGGUGCCAAUUAUUCAGGGCAUCCUGCAGACCUGCCAGGACCUUCGGCCUCUCAGGGACGAGGUUUAUUGUCAGGUGAUCAAACAGACCAAUCACGUGCCUCAACCGAACAGCCCGGCCAAUCUGGCACAUUGGCACCUGCUCACCUGCAUGAGCUGCACCUUCCUACCAGGCCGAGCCAUCCUGAGAUACCUCCGCUUCCACCUCAAGAGGGUACGCGAGCGUUACCCCGGCACAGAGAUUGAACGCUACGCCAGCUUCGUCGGGGAAUCCCUGAAGAAGACCAAGACUCGUGAGUUUGUACCGUCGCAGGAGGAGAUCGCCGCCCUGCUGGUGAGACAGGAGAUGAGCACUACGGUGUACUGCCAUGGAGGAGGUUCCUGCAAGAUCUCCAUCAACUCACACACCACUGCUGGAGAGGUUGUUGAGAAGCUGAUCCGAGGUCUGGCUAUGGAGGACAGCAAGAACCUGUUUUCUCUGUUUGAACACAACUCCUUCAUAGACCGAGCUCUGGAGAGCAGAGUGAUUGUGGCGGAUGUUCUGGCCAAAUUUGAAAGGCUGGCAGGCAGUGAAGAAGAAGAGGAGGAGGGAGAGUGGAAACUGUACUUCAAACUCUACUGCUUCUUGGAUGUGGAGAGCAUGCCCAAAGAGGGUGUGGAGUUCGCAUUCAUGUUUGAACAAGCUCAUGAGUCUUUGAUCAGUGGUCACUUCCCAGCCUCAGAGGAAACUCUGCAGCACUUGGCAGCUUUACGCCUCCAGUAUCUCCAUGGAGAUGGAGCUGGCCGGGUUGGAUGGAGCCUGGGAAGCGUUUAUCCUAUCGGACGCCUUCGGAAUCGAAUCCUCCAUUCCACCAAACCGGGUGUUGGCGCUGCAGGCGGAGCUGGAGGAAGAGGGAGUGGAGGGAUGGGAGAUGGAAUCUGCACAAUAGGAGGACAGGGCGGGGCUGGGACAGGCACAGAGAAACGAAAGACUCCCAGCUUCCUGGACGGCACCCUCAGGAGAAGUUUCAAAACAGGUUCACUGAAGAAGCAGAAGGUGGAGGAGGAGCAAAUGCUGGAGAUGUGGGUCAAGGAGGAAACUUCUGCCACGCGAACAAGUGUUCUGGAGAAGUGGACCCGUCUGCAAGGCAUGCCGCAGCACCAGGCCAUGCUUAAAUACAUGAGUAUCAUUAAGGAGUGGCCUGGCUAUGGAUCUACUUUGUUUGAUGUAGAGUGUAAAGAAGGAGGUUUCCCUCAUGACCUGUGGCUGGGUGUGAGUGCUGAUAAUGUUUCUGUGUAUAAACGAGGUGAACCCAAACCCCUGGAGACUUUCCAGUACGAACACAUCACCUUCUUUGGAGCUUCACAACCCUGCACCUAUAAGAUCAUUGUGGAUGAGAGGGAGAUGUUUUUCGAGACUUCACUGGUUGGAGAGAUCACCAAGAUCAUGAGAGCGUACAUCAACAUGAUGGUGAAGAAGCGCUGUAGCAUCAUGUCUGUAACCAGCGUGGGCAGUUCUUGGGCCAGGUGAUCAAUCACCAACCAAUCCCAUCCCUGAGUGUAUCCAUGAAACUGCAAUGGGCAGUCACAACAACCUGCUUAUUCCUUGAGUUGAAUGAAGAGCAAGUUUGGGUAGAAAACGAGAAGCGGGUGAAGGAACCAUCUGAAAAAAAAAAACACAAAAAAAACACUAGCAUGACAAAGAAACUGUUGGGACAGUCACUUCAAAAAACAAAACCACCCGGCCGGAGUCCUGCAUGUAGAUUUUCAAGCACACUCCUCCAUUCUCUGUUGUGGAAGAAAAGUCGGUAAUAAGAAGCACAAUUUGGCUGUCAGGUGGUUUCUUUGCGUGAUGAAAGCCACUCCUCCUUGUUUAAAUCACUCUCUCAUGCCUCCUUCUUUCUCCUCUGAUUCCUUCUUCGUCUAUUUUUUUUUUUCAAAUGUUAACUGAACUCUUGUUCUUGUUGGCCCUUCCAUGGUGGAUCUGUCCAUGUCACUUACCUGUGUCACUUAUGAGAAGAGAAGUUUUCUUUUUAAUUUUUAUCUGCUUGCUCAUCAGUGCCACCGUGUGGCCACGAGUGGGAAGACAAAUGAGGCUGUAAGCAUUUCUGAAAAAAAUACUUUUAAAGGUAAAGUUUUGGCUCCGGAUGUUCUUACUCAUCUUCAGCUUGAUCAAGAGGCUUAUUUAUCUCUCCGAGUAGAUUUAUGAAUUAUCAAGGCCAUGACGACAGCUGUAUCUACAUAUAACAUAGCAACAGAACUCUGUAUAGCCACAAACAACACAUAAGCUAAGAUAUAUUUAAUGUUUUGUACUGUAUAUCACACACAAUAAUUCAAAGUAUUGACAUUUCUGCUGGUUACUGCACUGUACAGUCUAUAGAUGCCAUACUACUUGCAAAGUGGCACAUUUAAUGUAAAAUAAGUAAGUUGUGUUAAUUAUGUCUGCCAGUCUUCAUUUAAUUUGACUUCACCAAAACGUAUAAAACAGUAGAAAACUAUGGGCUGCUAAAAUCCUUAUUUUAAGCCAUAUUUGUAAAGUUUUCCAUGGUUUAUAUGUUUCUUUAUUUUACAAAGAGGAUUAGGACAAAUUUGGGCAAAACCACAAGGUUUGUCUGUAUUUCCAGCCUCCUAAAAAAUAUGAAGACAUUUAUUACUAAUACCACUAUAAUGUGAACCCACUAUCUUAACCACUCCUGUGUCUGGAUUGCUGCCGUGUGUGUGUGAUUCUGUUAAUAGUGAUAUUCAAACUGUUGAAAAGUGGAAACGAGUGCAUCAUAUGUAGUUACAUGACUAAUAAUAAUUAUUGCAAGGAACGGUGUUGUAAUUGUUGAUAGAAGGAAAAAGAACGGUAUUUCAGAGAUGGGGUACUGAGUGAAUAUUAAUAUUAUUGUUAUUUAUUGUACAGUAUUUAUUGCAUUGUCUGGUUGCGGAGGGUUGAAAAUACACUGGAAAUGUCCAGCCUCAGUGGAAGAUGAACACUGUGAACAUACAGGCUCUGAAAUGAAUUGAUUGUGCACUUGGAAAUCCAAGAGUUUUCAUGUGUGUGUGUGAGUGUGUGUGUGUGUGUGUUUUGGACUAUAAGAUGGAGAUAGAGUCACAUCAACGUCUCUGGACUGUCAGACUGCAGGUAGAUGGCAGUACUGUUCAUUAAAAAAACACAUAUACUGAGAUGCCUAUAGGUAAAGUCCAUCCUGACAAUAAAAAAUAGAAAUUUGACCCAAACAUAUUUCUUUUUUAAUACCAGAAGGUAGUCAAGUUGUGGAUUGUCAAGCAGAAACCAAACAUUUCUGCUUUUUCAAAUCUUUUUUUCAUACAGAAAAUUUUGAGUCAUUUAUUCACAGAUACAAGAUGCAAGUAUAUAAAUUAAAGUGGACAGUAUAAUAUAUAAUCUAAGUUUUCCGAAAGAUCUGUGAAAUUACAUUUUCUUUCUCCUCUGGGAUCUUAAAAAAUAAUUUUCAGAGUUGGGGCAAAUUCAGUUUACGAGUUGAUGGAGCUGAAACAGUAAGUUCUGAGAUCUUUAGGAUUCUGGCUCUGUCUGAACUUUCCCUUAAGGAGUAUUAGAAUCCCAAGUAUUUGAUCACAAAGUCAUAUCCAAGGGCAACUUCAUUGCUAAAGGUCCCAUUAUCAGCUGCAGGCGGCCAGAAUGGGGCCCAAUCUAAUCUUUGGUUUAUGCUUAUAAUUACCAUUACCUUGUUAUUUGUUGUGCUUGAUCAAUGAAUACAAAAGAAAAGAGAAAGUCAGAGAUGUUCUUUUUUUUAAUUGUAACUGGCUUUAUAAAGUUAUGCUUUAUUAAAUUAUUGACAAUUGUCCUCGAUUUAUUGUUUCCCUUGCAAACCAGAAAACGGUGUUCUUACUUUGUUUUCACUCAUUGUGUUUUGCACUAAUAAACAAACUUGAAAGGA